GUUGGCCGUCCUUUGUUACUAUGUUAUCACGACCUUGGUGAUACGCCUGUUCAAGCGAUUUCCUGCUUUGGCUGGAUGUUAUCGAUCGUGUUGCCAACAUGUUUGUUCACGAAUCCCUAGGUCACGAUGCCUUGGGGGCCGCCAGCACCACCGACCACAGCAGCCGGGCAUCGUCCGUGAUGGCUGUAAACAUCCUGUUCAUAUGCGUUGUCGCCAUAGUCGUGUCACUGAGGGCCUUCACAAAACACUCAAUGACGAGGAAGCUAUACCUUGAAGACUACCUCAUGAUAGCUUCCUCCCUGUGGUUCUUCUCGUUCUGCGCCGUGAACCUGGCGGCGGUGCCCGUCGGCUUUGGACAGCAUGUAUGGGACCUGCCCGGUGCCACGAGAGAUGAUCAGUUCGCCGUGGCAACCCGGGUCCAGAAACUAAACUACCUCGCCCUCAUCCUGCUCUCGCCCGCCAUCGUCCUGGCCAAGGUCUCCAUCAUCGCCAUUCUCCUGCGCAUCUUCCCCCAGCCGAUGAAGUGCCUCCGCCUCUUCCUGUUCGCCACCGCCGGGCUCAUCAUCCUGUGCUGCACAUGCCAGGCCUUCCUCGUCAUCUUCCAGUGCUCGCCGGUCCAGUUCAGCUGGAUGCUUGGUGGUCCAAACGAGGGGACAUGCUAUGGACUUGAGCCCAUCGUGCUCACGUUGGGUAUUGUGAACGUCGUUACGGACUUUGUCAUUUGUUUUACUCCGAUUCCGUCUUUCCUGAGAUUGAAAAUGCCGGCGGCACAGAAAGCAUGUCUUUGUGCGCUGUUCCUCACUGGCUUGAUAGCCUGCGCCUUCAGUAUCGUGCGGGUUCUCUCUUUGCGAGGACUGGCAAACAAUAUUGAUGUGACUUUUGCCUCCGUUACUUACUACAACUGGUCUGUUGUUGAGACCGGAUUCAUCAUUAUUACUGGCUCUGUUCCAUCGCUGAGGCCAUUACUGGCAACUAUUCUGCCAGAAUUCUUCAAGUCGACCAACUUCCCUUCUUUAUUCUCAUCACAGCGGAGGAGCACAUGGAAGGCUGUUAACUCAUCCUCGUCGACGAGGGGGAUGAUUACGGUCACCAAAGAUUUCGAGGUUACGGAGCUCAGGAAGGAAAUUUCAGCUGCUUGA
This is a messenger RNA of Diaporthe batatas, 1139 nucleotides long. RefSeq lists its product as uncharacterized. The coding region runs from base 99 to 1139 and encodes 346 amino acids. The transcript has 4 exons. The record is from RefSeq and is a predicted model, not a curated record. NCBI's taxonomy places the organism in Eukaryota, Fungi, Ascomycota, Sordariomycetes, Diaporthales, Diaporthaceae.